Salvia splendens (bonfire salvia) is the source of this 680-nucleotide messenger RNA. RefSeq names its product ctenidin-1-like. The coding region runs from base 6 to 680 and encodes 224 amino acids. Lineage: Eukaryota; Viridiplantae; Streptophyta; Magnoliopsida; Lamiales; Lamiaceae. The record is from RefSeq and is a predicted model, not a curated record. The transcript is spliced from 4 exons.
CUAAAAUGAAGCUUAAAGGUCUUGUUUUGUUUGUUCUUUUUCUGCUUGCGUGCUCUAUAGUAGCUGUGGAAUCAGAGGUUGAGCAUCAAGGUGAUGAGGUCUUGGAACCCAACCAACGUAGGGGUGGGUUCUGCCGAGGCGGGCGAACCCGAAGGUGUUGCGGUCGUUUUCUCCGGGGCCGGUGUUCGAGGUGGUGUUGCAGGAGUUCUGCUGAUGAUGAAGCGGUGCUUCUAGAGCACGAUGCCACAGAUGGUGGUAGUGGAGAAUAUGGCGGUGGAGGGCAAGGUGGUGGGGAAGGCGGCGGAGAAGGUGGUGGGAAAGGUGGCGGUGAACAUGGUGGUGGCGGCCAUGGUGGCGAAAAAGGUGGUGGUCAAGGUGGAGGAAAGGGAGGUGGUGAAUGUGGUGGUGGAAAAGGGGGCGGAGAAGGUGGUGGGAAAGGCGGAGGCAAGGGCGGCGGUGGUGGCAGCCACGAUGGUGGAAAAGGCGAAGGCAAGGGCGGUGGUGGGCGUGGAGGGGAGAAAGGUGGUGGUGGAAAGGGUGGCGGUGGGCAUGACGGAGGUAAAGGUGGAGGGAAAGGCGGCGGAUAUGGUGGUGGUGGUGGUGGAAAAGGCGGAGGGAAGGGUGGAGGAGGAGCAUAUGGUUGGAAGGAUGUUGUAACUCUAAGGGUGAAAGAACACUAG